UAUGAUGUUAACUUCCCGUCAGAUAUGAUGUUAACUUCCUUUGAAAUGUUUACUUGUAUAUCAUCAAUGUUGUGGCAUAUUUGAUUUUGGUUAUUAUAGACAACAUGCUAAAAAUAUGAAAACCUGAAAAGGAGUCUCAGAAGAAAUCGUACUCACAUGAACUACCGAGGGUUUGGUUACAUCGUGGACUCCUGUCCUCGGAAUAAGACAGAAUUCACAGAUUCAGCAGCUAGACUGCACUGUUCGGUUCACGGGAAUGGGUGGAGACAAUAUGUAUGCGUCCCUAACACAAAUAAAUCGGCCAUCGUGGAGUUCUGUAACACACACGGACCUGAAGUUUUUGAAAAAGGAUAUUGUUUGGAAGUUUCGGAUACAGGAUUUUUACACCCCUCCAGCUGUGCGUCUUUCAAAAUUGGAUGUCCUUCAGUGAAUUACAACACGUCUGAGCUGUAUAAGUAUCCCGCUUGUCAUCAGAUCAACACCGAGGACAAAUGCUAUUUGGCGAAUGAGGAUUGUGGUGCUGGACUUUCCAAGGAGCAAAUAUCUGUGACCACGAUAGCGGCUUUGUUUGGGGUGUUUCUCAUAUGUGGUUCACUAUACUUGAUAUAUCGGGAGAGGAAGAACAAUUCACAACAAAAACAAGCUCGUCGAUUGAGAGCCAUGGGAGAAUAUUAUGAAUGGAAAACAGAUAUAUCAGACCAGUUUACUUCCCUGUCUGGUGGCGAGUUGUCCGUGUUAUUCUGUUUUCUGUGCUCUGACUCAAGUACACCCGACUUUACUGAUAAAGGCUGUUUGGACAUUCUUAAUGUGAUACGAGAGUGGAUGUACCGUAAGAGUCCUGUAACAAGUGUGAAGGCACUGCGGACUCUGGACAGACUGAGGUCACGUGGAUUCCUUUGGUCUCAGGACGGAGUACACAUCACUGAGGACGUCAAGAACGAGAUUAUGCACUGUAUUUCCAGAAAAUCAAUGAGCAGAAAAAGACUGGGGAUGGUGUAUUUUUUAUCAAGUUUUAUUUCAGCAGAGAGAUAUCUGAGAUCAAUGAAAUAUGACAGAGAGUUUGGAGAAAAAUGUGUCAUUAGUAAUGACCAAGAAUCUGAUUCCUUACUCAUUCGCCGCUUACAGAUGAACAUACUGACUCACGUCACCAUGGAGGACACGAAUAUCUUCGAUGAAGUGUCACACAUUUUGAAUAUUCCAAUAAGUAGGGUAAAGGAAGAUAUAAUUAAAAGGAAGCAGUUUUUAGAAGAAUUAAAGCAGAACAGGGAGUGCGUACAAUACAGAGGAAGACCAGAGGACAGUGGAGGAUCACAGGACAAUGUACAACACGUUGAGUGGCUCUGGAGAUCUGAGAGUGACGCAAGACCUGACAUUGUGAGAUCAUGUAUAGGCCUUCACCCACACUGGGAUAUUUACAUCAUCAACAACACGGCUUACAGAAAACACAGCAAGUAUCACGGAUACCCACGUGAUGUUAAAAGUCUCCUGUACAGCCUAUUAUUAGUUGACGAAUACACGGUGAAGAUCAAUGGGAAAUCACACAAAGAGGUUAUGACGAAAAUCAGAGAGCGGUAUUUUAUAGACACCAACAACUAUGAUAUUAACUUGAGAAAUCUUCCUGAGGAUAUCAUUCGAAUAGAGGAUGAUUGUAUAGCAUUUCAAUCAGACGACAUCCGACAUGACGUCAUGUACGCGUUUGUUACGGAAUGUCUGGUGACGGAAAGUGAUCUGGAGUUCUUCCUGACAACGGCAUCGUGUCACGUUAUAUCAGAAUACUGCCGGUCCUUUUGGCAUAAGAUUAGCAAGGGCGAGAGGUGUUUGUUUUUACCGAAAUGGACAAAAGAGAUGUACAAUGAGCUGUUCAUAGGCAAACUUCAGCUAGACAUCAUCACACACUGUGAAGAGUUAGACGAGGAGAUGCAGGAAUGGAUCAGUGAACUUUUGAACAUACCUAGGGAAAUUCUGAAAUGGAACUAUGCUGCUCGACGGAGAUACGCAGAAUGUGCCAAGAAAGGGACUCGGAGAAUGCACAGGGCUCGUGCAAUGAUAGUUGGGUGUGCAGGGGCUGGGAAAUCUACUCUGCUCAAACGUCUACAAAAACGGAGUCUGGAUGAAUUGAAGCAGAUUAAGUCUACGAUUGGAUUAGAAGUACACGAAGACCUCUUUGAAAUUUCUCCUGAAUCUGAUUUCCUAACAGAUCUACCAGCUGGCAUAGAUAAAGAGGGGAAACAACUCUUGAGUAUCAUGGACUUUGGUGGACAAUGUGCCUAUUACGCGUGUCACCAGGUCUACCUCAGCAGAAGAGCCUUCUAUCUUCUUGUUCUCAACAUGUCUAAGAGAUUUGACGAGAAAGUUGAUCCGUCACUUUGUGAUCAGGAAGGGACCAUGUUUACUGACUGGACAUACGGGGGAUACAUGUUGUUUUGGUUGAAGUCAGUGCAUACCUACUGUGACAAUGACGCCCCAGUGAUCAUCGUUGGAACUCAUUUAGACAAAGCCGUAGAUGAGAAUUCCAACAAGUUCUACGACAGAAUACUGGAAUACCUCCAGCAUGAUAAACAGCUGAGGACACACUUAGCCAGGGAUCGAUGCUUCGUUCUAGGUUUUCAAUCGGAUGGUUCAUCAUUCACAGAUACACUUUCUGACCUAGAAAAGUGUAUUGUCUCAAUUGCGAAGCAAUCACGAUGGCUGGAAUCCAUCCCUAUAGAUUGGGCAAUGUCUGAAAUCAUACUUCGAGAACUCAGAAAAGAUGGAGAAAAAAUGAUCUCGGUUAAAACGUUGUCACAAAAAUGUUUUGGUGACAACGAAGAAAAAUGCGCACAGAUCAGCGACAUCUUGAAAUUUUACCAUGAUAUAGGCGUUCUACUACACUUUGACGCGAGCAAUCUUUCCAAAAAUGUCAUUAUUGACAUCCAAUGGUUUGUGGAUUCCUUUAAGAACAUAAUCACCGAUCCAAACCAUGUCAAGGAUUUGGUUGACAACAAAGACGAUUGGUGUGCUUUUAACGAAAAUGGUCAAAUACAAGAUGAACUUUUGACCAAUAUUUGGAAGAGUCAACAAUUUGAAAUUAAACCCCGUGUCAAAGAAGACUUGUUACAAUACAUGGAACGUCUUGGUCUCAUCUAUACUGGAAAACAGGCGCACUAUAUUCCGUGCAUGAACAAGCUGUCGUUCGGAAUCAAAGAAGAGCAAUACUUGCAAUGCAUUAAAAAUAAAACAUCGGUCUUGGUUUUUCGAUUUGACUUUCUGCCAUAUUUCUUUUAUUUUCGUCUGGUCGUUGCAUGUCUAACAAAGACCAAUGGAGAAUGGGUAAUUUUGAAAGACGGAGGACCUCGCUUAUUUAAAAACCUGGCUUGUUUUCUCUAUAAACGCCAUAUUGUAGCUCUGGCUGUGAACAAAUAUUCAAUUCAGCUUCAGGUUUUUCAGCCCGACAAUGUUUUAAUCACGAAAGAUGUCACACUAGAAAUCCGUGACGAUGUUGAAAGAUUACUGAAUGAUCUGACUAGUAACUUUCACAAGAAAAUCGUGUACUCUGUAGGAUACCAAUGUUCAGAACAGGAAGUGUUUCAUGAACAUGAUGACUGUUUUGUCAAAGAAGAUGCAAUUCACGGGAAAGGAGAUGUCCCGUGCCCAAAACACGGAAUGCAAAAUCGCCACAUCCUGAAGGAAUCAACUCUUCUAUUUCAUUGGAUUAUGGAUGUUCUGGCGGAACCAACAGGUUUAUCCAUUGACGAGUUGGCUUUAUCUGAGCCUGAUAUGUUGAAGUUCACCCUGGUAAUGGGAAAAGACUUCGAAUUGAUUGCAAAAUGCUUGCUGCAAAUUUCACAAAACGAGAUUGACAUACUCAUGAAGGACAAUGAAUCUACUAUGGUCGUGAUACACAAAAUCUUUCUCAAAUGGAGAAGCAAACUUGGCAAUUCUGCAACACUGGGGAUGUUAGAAAAAUCCUUACAGGAUGCAGAAAAAGACACUGGUACAAGCUUGGACUGGGAUGUGUUCAGUCGAGCAAAGAAGAGUGUUUUGGAGAACAUAUAUCCUGGAUCUGCGCAUACAAUGCAUACUGAUUUAUCCACUGACGAAACGGUUUUAUCUGAGCCUGAUAUGUUGAAGUUCACCCUGGUAAUGGGAAAUGACUUCGAAUUGAUUGCCAAAUACUUGCUGCAAUUGUCACAAAACGAGAUUGACAUAUUAAAGAAAGAAAAUAAAUCUAAGAAAACCAUGAUCCACAUCAUCUUUCGCAAAUGGAGAAGCAAACUUGGCAAUUCUGCUACACUGGAGAAGUUAGAAAAAUCCUUAAAGGACGCAGAGAGAGAUACUGGAGUAAGCUUGGACUGGGAUAUUUUCAGACGAGCAAAGGAGGAUAUUUUGAAGAACAAAAAAUGAACUGAGACUACAGACACUUCUGUAUGUAUAUAUUGUAGGUGGAUCAAUUCAAUUAUCAAUCUUAGCGAAUGACUCUGUUCAAGCAAUGUAGUAUAUGAUUAGAUAUAAGUAUUCUAUUCAUCGUUUUGUAAUAGGUUAUUGCGUCUCAAACAGUAAAUUCGAAUGAUCAUGUGUGGUUAAUGUUUUUACAAGUGAACACAUAUUUAGUUCAGUGUCCUAAUUUCACUAUUUGGAUUACAGGAAAGCUUAUCUAUCAAAAUUAAUGUUUUAAUAGCGAUACCCAAUGCAAUUUGCAAAACUUCUGAGUAUUGUCUGUUCAAAUGUAACAGAAUUCAUUGUUCAAACACAUGUAUAGAUAGGUACACAUAUUGUAUAUUCUGAAAUUAAUAUAUUUUGUUGUUGUUUCUUGUAAUAUGUAUUUUGCUGAUUUCAGAACACCUAUUUCAGACAAUGCCUGUAAUUUAUUUUUUAUUAUUAUUAUUUUUUUUUUUUUUUUUUUUUUUUUGCUGAUAGCAGAACACGUAUUUUAUACAAUGCUGUCUGUAUUUUUUCCUGAAGUCAGAACACCUAUUUCAGACAAUGCCUGUAUUUUUGCUUAUUUUAGACAAUGCCUGUACAUAUAUUUUUAUUUUUUAUUUUUAUUUUUUUGGUGAUGUCAGAACAAAUAUUUUAGACACUGCUGUCUGGUUUUUUUUUUUUUUUUUUUUUUUGCUUAUUUUAGACAAUGCUGUCUGUACAUGUAUUUUUGCUGAUAUCAGAACACCUAUUUUAGACAAUGCCGUCUGUAUUUUUUCUUAUUUUAGACAAUGCCUGUAUUUUUUUGCUGAUGUCAAAACACCUAUUCUAGACAAUGCUGUCUGUAUUUUUUGCUUAUUUUAGACAAUAUUGUCUGUAUUUUUUGCUUAUUUUAGACAAUACUGUCUGUAUUUUUUCCUGAUGACAGAUCACUUAUUUUAUACAAUGCUGUAUGUAUUGUUUGCUUAUUUUAGACAAUGCUAUCUGUAAUUUUUGCUUAUUUUAGACAAUGCUGUCUGUAUUUUUUGCUGAUGUCAGAACACCUAUUUUAGACAAUUCUGUCUGUAUUUUUUGCUUAUUUUAGACAAUACUGUCUGUAUUUUUUCCUGAUGACAGAUCACUUAUUUUAUACAUUGAUGUCUGUAUUUUUGCGGUGGUGUAUAGUUAG
Ostrea edulis (European flat oyster) is the source of this 5566-nucleotide messenger RNA. RefSeq lists its product as uncharacterized. The record is from RefSeq and is a predicted model, not a curated record. Bases 157 to 4383 code for a protein of 1408 amino acids. NCBI's taxonomy places the organism in Eukaryota, Metazoa, Mollusca, Bivalvia, Ostreida, Ostreidae. Gene Ontology annotation, biological process: signal transduction. The transcript is spliced from 17 exons. Gene Ontology annotation, molecular function: protein binding.